Paramuricea clavata is the source of this 1305-nucleotide messenger RNA. NCBI's taxonomy places the organism in Eukaryota, Metazoa, Cnidaria, Anthozoa, Malacalcyonacea, Plexauridae. The record is from the annotation of a GenBank genome assembly.
AUGUCGAAGCGAAAGCAAUGGGAUAAUUUUAAAAAUAAGCUGGCAGCUAAGAGGAUGGGGAAGAAAGAAAGAGUGGAGGAAGGAGAAUACCUCACAGUGCAACAACUGUCAGCUUCAGUUGAAGGUAAAGCGCAAAAGUAUACUCGUAUUGGGCCAUUAACAAUGGUGCCAUUCAAACACGAAGAAAAGACAAUGCAAAAUGUGAGGCAAGCAUGUAAAGAUCAUUUCAGUUUUGGAGACAAGUAUCAUUGUGAUAUCCUUGCUGGAGAAAGGGGGCCGUCAUAUACUAAUAUUGGUCAAAUAAAGAAUUGGAAACUAUUACAUGUUAGAUUUAUUGAAUCAGAUGGUCAACUGUUCUUGAAGGACUCGUCAUGCGCAUCAUCUGCCCAACAAAUUAACACAAGAGGGAGAAGUGGCUCGCACAAGGAAGGUAGUACUAGUCUAACAAUAUCUGUUCCAGAUGAAAAGCAAAAGUCAUCCAUGAUCCCUAAGUCAGUUCCACUGAGUCAACUUAUUAUGAUGGGCAAACUCAUCCCUCCCAAAAAGAAUGUUGUAACAUUGCAACUGGAACAGUUCAAUGUCACCCUUAAAUGCUGGGAGAAUCCACUAGAAGCUAUUUUGUCAGUGAGUGUUGAAAAAUUUGCUAGUGGUGGUUGUCGGGAUGCAUUCGAGGCAAAUGGGAUGAAAGGUUUCAGUGGCAAACUGGUUUUAAAGCGUUACAAGCCAGAACGUAUAGAUGAGUUAACACACCUUUUCAACUCUCUGGAUGACCAUACUAGGAAAGUCGUCCAAAUGCAUGCAAUUGCACGGCAUUUUGCACAGAUGAUGCAGCGAGAAGCUCCCUUGGAAUUCGGUGAAACAUUUACAUAUACAAAGCUGUACUAUGGGAAAUUAAAUGAUGAAGCAGUCACAGUUGAACAGUUUAUUGAAGGUACAUUCAUCAAGUAUAUAAACAAUACUGGUGAUAUCCUUGUUAAAGAUCAGAGUGCCAUUGCACUAAAGGCUGAAUCGUUUGCACAUUAUUCCUACGUCAAGUCAGGUGAACAACUUAUCAUAGUUGAUCUUCAAGGUGUUGGGUUUACAUUAUUCGACCCAGAAAUUGCCAGUACCACAUUGUAUGCUGAUGACAACUCAAUCUACUUUUGUGCUGGCAACCUCUCAAUAACAUAUGCUUGCCCAAAGGGCACAAAAUUACGAACAUGUACAUAUCAUUUCCAUUACGCAAAUAUCAGUUUCAAUCCAAAUUCGUCGAAGUUGAGGAAAAAAUCGUCAAAGUCGAGUACAAAUUCGUCGAAGUCGAGUUGA